CUUGGUGCAUCCAGUUCGCUCGACGACUCUGCCGGCAUCAGCUGCAUUUCAAGUGCUCACAUUUCAUCGGGUGAUCGUUGGACGUUGGACGUUGACCAUCAUUCAUCACCGAUUAUAUUUGUGACCGUGGAUCGUGACCUUUUUUGUCUUCAGAUAAUUUGUGUUUUUCCAAAGUUCGCAAAAAGUUGAACCUUGGAUCGUGUAUAAUUUCUAAAACUGUGAUAGCAGAAGGACAUGAUAAAAUGUCACAAGCACAGGAGCUGAUACGCGUUGUAUUCAUUUUUGCACUGAACAAGGUGUUAAUUACCACAGCUCAAGACUAUGACGUUUCUGAAAUCCAGUGCACAUUCACAAACGAGGGUCGCUCAGGAAAGGGUUUGGUGGGAACGAGGGACUCAAUAUCGGCGAAACUACGCAAACCAGAGAGCUUCAAGGGAUCACCGUUAUUCGCAGAUGACAGAGCCGUCGACCCUCUCACCGACCUGACGUGUCAAAUCAGACCUGACGCCACUGAUCCGACCCAUCACACCUACAACCUACUCGUCAACGACUUCACUCGCUGUGGGGUGCUCAAGAGGAAUGGAUUUGUUCACGUGAGAGUUUGGUUUCCUCAAUUUCCUGGAGUAGUAAUGAUGUCAGAUCAAGAGUUGAUAAUCAUGUGCAAGCCACCUGAGCCCACAAUAAUCGAGAAUAAGGCUGCUGGAUUCGCUGGAAGUUUUCCCCAUGGAGCACGAGUGUCGGGGGUGGUCGAGGAGACGCCAGGUCGGUUGGAGUACGAGGUGGCUCUCUACAAAGAGGCUCCAGCCAGAAUCAAUAACAGUUCAAACAGUGAAUUGCCGGUCGACCAAGCCGUUCCAAUCGGUACCAAAUUACAGCUGAGGGCACGCAUCAAUCCUCAUUCAGCAUGGAAAUUCGUCAAAUUAAUGGAAGUGACCGUCUCUCCGGAUCCUGAUGAUGCUCAUGUUGCUGGGAGUGUCUCUCUUGUCAAACAAGGGUGUCGCAACAGAGAUUUCGUGACAAUAAUUCCUCAUCAACCAGCUAGGUACAGAGACAGGCAGAAUGAGGUAUUCCUGGACUUCGAGGCCUUCCUUCUCAGCAGCAUGAGAGAGCGUUCAACUCUUUGGAUACAUUCGCAAAUAAAAGCUUGUAUGGAUGCUGUUGACUGCCAACCGGAAUACUGUUUGGAUUUGUUCGAACCAUCCGGCCAUGGGAAGAGACGAAGGAGGCACGUAUCAGAUCAGUUCAUUCCCUCGUCUUACAAUGGUUCGCGGUACUCAGCUCAUGAAAAGCAGUUCACAAAGUUCAAAGAGAACAUAGAAUACACAGUUCUGAUGCCCGGAGAUCUGUACCACAGAACAGCGGCGAUGGAGAACUCGUGCAGCACAUUCCUGGUGAUCUCAGGUGCUCUGGGCUGUCUGCUGUUCUGCUCGGCGUUCCUGAUGUGCUACCUGGCUUGCCGGCUGCAGGGGGUACUGGCCGCACAGCGGAGGAGGUCCACCAUCGACCACCUUGUCAGGGACCACUCCCGCAAGCACUCGUUGGCCUCCACAUCCGUCAGUGGCUACACCGGACGACCUACCUUACAGUGAUCCACCUACAAUACUUGCUAAUUUAUGACUAGUGCAGUCUCGGACAUGAUUUAGUCUCGGGUAAAAGAUUACAGCGAUCGUGCUAGAAUACUUGUAAAUUCAUUGCUGGGUAGUAAUUACCCGGUUGGUGUAGAUGGUUAAUCUCGGGAAGAAAGGUUUGGUUGUGAAGAUGAUAUUGUAAUAUUGAGACGGCUAUUGUGCAAAACAGAUCUAAUUCCAUUCAUUUAACCGAAAACACAAAAAUAAUGCAAAGUUGUCACAGUUAGAUAAAAACAAUAAUUAUCAUUCUAAAUAGCUAUAUCAACUAUCUUAUUCUUAUACGGCUGGAGACUACUGGCAUAGAUGAACCACUUGUCUUGAAACACAGAUUGCGAGAGAAACAGAGCACAUUCGAAGUACUCUAUUCCUGCUCCUUCCACUGCAAUUUAUUUGUUUAUCUGGUAUACUCUAUUUGGAAGCAGAUAAAUACAGAUAAAUACCCACAAUCGCUUUCUUAUGGCUGUUCGGUACACUUUUUUAUAUUCAAAUUGGAUAAUCUUUUUCAAUAUAAUUGUUAAGAUCAUUAUAAGAGUGAGAAAGAGAGGCAACUGAAAUUUUUAAGUGGUCUAAUAAGCGAGUUCUGGGUUGUUGAAGAGCUAACUUUUCAGAUCCGUUUUCUUUCCAGAUCAUAAACAGUUUCGACUAUAUUAACAGAUCUUCUCCAGAAAAUUAAAAAAUGUAUCUUUCCAAACUAAAACAUUUUAUUCCCCAUAUCGUUCAUAAAUAAAAAAGUAACAUUUCUGUAAAUUCGAUAACUUGUUUAUUCUGGCAUUAAUCGCGAAAAAACGCAUACUAGAACAAAGCCAAUGAUAUACUGAAUAUAUUUAAAGAACUCCAAUGGAAAAUUCAAAACCGUUUAUGAUCUGGAAAGAAAACGGAGUUAGCACUUUCAACAACCCAUAACUCGCUUAUUAGACCACUUAGAAAUUUCAGUUGUCACUUUUUCUCACUCUUAUAAUGAUCUUAACAAUUAAAUUAUAUUGAAAACGAUUAUCCAAUUUAAAUGACAAAAAAGUGUACCGAACAGCCUUAAUAUAUAUAUAGCUUCAAUUGAAGACAUAUUUAAUAAUCAACCCAUAUAUAGAUGAAUAUAGCUCAAUGUUGACCUCUUUUUUUUUGACUCAACCAUCUAUAACAAAAGCGUGUAACAUAUAAAUAAGCAGUAGAACGUCUGUCAUCGGCUACACUAGACCACCUUUGUUAGGCCAACCACUAAUUUAACGCUUCACCAAACAAGUCCAACUGGGCAGCGAAACCUGAACGUGAGUGCCUGUACGUUUUAAACUUUCAACGAUGUAGGUGUGCAGGUGAAAGCUCUGUACAGGUGACUGAUGAAUGAUUUAUUUUUAUAAUAAAGGGUUUCAGACGAAAGCACUGUACAGAUGACUUAUAAAGAAUUGAUUUCUUUAGUUUAGAAAUGUAAUUCGUUCUGUGUGAACAGACGAUUACACCUCACUGUUGACUCAGUGUGUGUGAGCCAUCCGUCAAACCUGCAUCGAUAUGAGAAUAGUUGUGGCUAAUGUUCCAACAAAAAGCUGAAUCGAUCAGUAUAUAAAAAUAGAAUGAAUGUGAAAAAUAGUUUGAAAUAAUCUGACAGAUUUUCUCAUCUUUUUUUUACUAUUCAUACCAAUCAUGUCAUUCAGUAGACUUAGAAGAUAAUGCUUGACGGUUUCUAUUUUCUCACCUCCAAAAAUCCUUCUAUUUUUCAGUUCAAAGUAGCUUUUGUGUGUUCUUGCCUGUCCAGGUGUACUAGGAGACAAAUACCUGUUCACUAGAACCAGUUUGCUGGAACGUUUUGUUGAUGGCUGGCUAUAUAGUGAUGAAUUUGAAUGUUGUGUUAGAAUACUUGAUAAUUUAUUAAUAGUUAUGUAAUUAGUCGGUUGGUAACAAAAGCGCAUAGCUUGUAAGCAUUAGAAAGUGGUGAUAUGCUUUUGCUUUUUUGCCGAGGAUGAUUCCCUUACAAGCUCCAGACUCAUGUAUUGGUAUGGAAACGCUGUAAUGGCAGAAAUAAAGUUAUUAUUAACUGACAAAGAAUCCCAUCUAACAUGACAUGCUUUAUAAAAUUUCAAAAAUACACCUUCAAUGUGAUUUUUCUCAAUACAUUUUGUAUGAAAAAAAAUAGUAUCAAAUAGAUAUGUAAUUGGAACACUUGAAAUUCACCUUCAAAACAAUAAGUGAUAAGUAUUUGUUUAUGAAAGCGAUGAAUGUGUACAAUAAAUUCCAAUUUGUUGUAUUGUGUAUCAGUUAAGUAUUAUUGAGGGACUUAACAAACUAUUAUGAAAUUUUUGGUAGUUGAUUACUAGCUUGUGUUACUGGAAACAUUUCUAACAAGUGAUUCUAAUUAUUUUUAUGUAGUGGCACUUUCAGCGUUUCUAAUUUAAUCUUCAAGUGAUUUCGAGAAUAGUGAUGAAAAAUCCAGAACAAUCCAUUCCAAAGCAAACUGAUUUAGAUUUGUUUGAUGAUUCAUAUUUAUCUCUUAUUCAAAUGUUUCUAUUUGAACAUGGCACUUCUAGAUCAAUGUCCUGAAGAUGAAAAAUGUAAUUUGAAUCGAAAAAAAUGUAAUAAGUAUUAGCUACACAUUCAGAAUGUAUCAAUGCAUCAAUGUAAAGUUGUAUAUUAGGUCUAUGAAUGAAGAAAUUCCUUUUUUGUUUUAGUAUAAUUAAGAUUGAUAGAUAGUAGAUCUAAUCUACUUGCUUUAUGCUUGUAAAUGGGAAAAUCGACUCAUUAAAAUUGAUUUUUGUCGAGUUUCUCUCAAACAGUAAGUUCUGAAAUGAAAUAUGGUGCUUACAAUGCUAUGCAUUUUUGUUAUUUGCAACUCUAUAUAUUAUUUGUAAAUAUUGUAAAUAGUCGUAUUUAAAAGAGUAAGGCGAAUGAAUUUUCAAAGAAUCGAUGUGUUUGAUUUGAUGAAUUCUUGUUUUUUAUUUUAUUUAAAAUUCAAACGAUACUUCAUUUUGUAAAAAACUAUGAUCUUGAUCUUUUGGUAGAAAGGUACGGUUCUGGUGAAAUGAAUCAUUUGGGAAAAAUGAUGUCCAAAGUUUAAAUUAGUGUCUUGUAUGUUUUGCCUCAAUUCUUGUACCUGAAUAUUUUCAUUUCUUUUUGUAUCAUAAAAUUAUUAUAUUUUCUUGAAAAAUUUCGAA
This is a messenger RNA of Nilaparvata lugens (brown planthopper), 4765 nucleotides long. RefSeq lists its product as uncharacterized. NCBI's taxonomy places the organism in Eukaryota, Metazoa, Arthropoda, Insecta, Hemiptera, Delphacidae. The record is from RefSeq and is a predicted model, not a curated record. The coding region runs from base 243 to 1589 and encodes 448 amino acids. The transcript has 9 exons.